AUGGAAAGCAAAAUGAAUAGCAAGUUUGAUUUUAAGGACAUCAGCUCAACUCAGAAGUCCUUUAUGGGUGACCUUCAGAGACUCCUUAGGCAAGGAGAAUAUGUUCCUUUUAGCUCAGCUCCCAUCUUCGAAAGCAAGUUUGUAGAGGUUAAUCAAAGAGGGGAACCAAUUUCUGUCCAUAACCGACCCAGCUGCGUGAUCAUCGGCAUCAGUGCUGUCAAUCCCAGUUCACCAAUACCUGAUACAAUGCUGGUGGCGCACAAGGUGCCCGUGUCCCCACAGGAAAGUAUGACAAACUUCUGGAAACUCUCAGAGCAGCCAUCCCACGUGGAAGAGAUAGCACUUGCCAGGAUCUUGCCCUUGAAGUUUGUGGAACUCUCGGUCCACAGCACAGAGAAGCAUCGCCUCAUGUUAAAAUUAGUAAAUGGCCAUUCCUAUUAUCUAGAACUCUGUGCCCCACCAAACCAGCAACAACAUCUAUUCCACCUGUGGCUGCAGCUUAUCUCUCUCCUGAAACCCCCACAAAAGAUCCGCAAUACUGAAGUCGAUGUAAAAUGCAAGGAUUUUGGCACGUCUUGCAAGGAAGCUCUCAGCCCAGACCAUCCAUCAAAAAAGAGGAACAACUCACAAGAUGUGCCUAACCACGAAAGAGGGGAAGAAGUUACUAAACAAACAUCCUCCGAACAAGUUUGCCUCUCAGGUACAGUAGGUCCCACAGAAGAGAGUGGAAGGAAAGUGCAAGUAUUCCACAGCAUCCCAAAAACAACCAAGCAAGAAACCACCAUGCAGUCAAAGAAUAUACAUCCUGUGGAUACAAAAAAGAGCAAAAGCACAAAAAAGAGCAAAACUAGGGAUCACAUCUCACCUUCUAUGGUUCAGUGUAAGGUUUCUUCUAGAAUGGCCUUGAUGUUUGACUUGUUUGCUGAUGGCAGCCAUUGCAACCUCACUGCAAAAUCAGAUAAAAUACAGGAUGGUGGAAAGGAUAAUGAUGAAGCUCCUAAAAAUCCAGAGGAUGUCCUCUGCACACAGGCCAUGUGGAGGAAGGUGAUUAAAGGUGCACCAUCCCCGUAUUCUGCUGGCUUGGCCGCAAUGUACUACCCAGAAAUGGGUGUGGGAGAAGGAUUAGGACGUACACCAACUGUGGAGGUAGUCUCUUCGUGGCUUCAGAACUUUGAAGAGAGUCUUGGUACCUCCUCAUCUCUACAGGCGAGCACCUGGAUGUCAGGAGCACCCCAAGAAAUCAGUUCUCUUCCGCCUCAGUCAGAGGGAAAGGGAACCCCAGGUGUGUGA
This is a messenger RNA of Athene cunicularia (burrowing owl), 1290 nucleotides long. It is a transcript of the gene GARIN2, whose product is annotated as family with sequence similarity 71 member D. Bases 1 to 1290 code for a protein of 429 amino acids. Gene Ontology annotation, cellular component: nucleus. The record is from RefSeq and is a predicted model, not a curated record. Lineage: Eukaryota; Metazoa; Chordata; Aves; Strigiformes; Strigidae. The transcript has 7 exons.